UAAGUUGGUGUUGUGAAACAUCUACAGCAAUGAGUGACAAAGAAGCAAAAAGUAUAAAAUAUGAAUUGGUCCCACCAGAUGGGGGUUGGGGUUACAUGAUUGGUUUGGGAGUUAUUCUAAAUUUGUCAACUAUAAUGGCAUUUAUUAAUUGCUUUGGAAUGCUAUUCAAGGAUUUAUUUAUUGAAAUUAACAUGGAUUCCACGGGAGUGACGGUUUUUAGUGGAAUUGCAGCGUCCUGCAUAGCAAUUUCAGGUUUCAUAGCUAUGCCUUUGCAGAAGAUUAUGUCCCUGCGCCAACUUGGACUAUUAGCUGCUUUUAUGUUCAACUUGGGAACAUUCUGCACAGUUUUUGUAAACACAAAAUUUCUUUUUAUUUUAACUCAAGGAAUGAUUCAGGGUUUGGGCAACGGAUUAGUUUACAAUCUGUCCUGUACUGUGCUGAACAAUUAUUUUGUGAAAAGAAGAAUGCUGGCAUUCAGCCUUACGCAAACUAUUGCAGCUGUAUUUUGUCUAUUAUCGCCUCAGUUUGUGAAGUGGUCGAUUGAAAAUUACGGGUCUCAAGGAACUCUUCUAUUGGUUUCCGCUAUUUCCAUGCACAAUAUUUUGGGAAUGGCUUUAAUGCAACCGGUGUCGUGGCAUAUGAAAAAAGUGGAAAUAUUGGAACCUAAGCAGAACGAGAUGAAAUUGCUUCUGACAGAGGAUAAAAAAAGCGAAGCAAAUAAAAAUACUUACAAAUCCGAUAAAUCGGAACACGACAUUGAUAAGAAUCAUGACAGCCAAAUUAAAAAAUUUCUUUCACAUUUUAUAGACUUUUCAAUAUUCAAAUCCUUUGUACUUUCCAACGCCUGCAUCGGAGUUUCUUUUAGUAGUUUCUUGGAUCUGAUGUUCACAAUGUUGCUUCCACAAGCAUUAUAUUCAUUGGGAUGGAGCGAAGGAGAAGUAGCGAGGGCCUUGUCACUAACUGCGCUAGGAGAUUUGGCAACAAGAAUUGCAAUUAUAUUAUUGAGCGGUGUUUUAAACAAAUUUGGGAGCCAUGAGACUUAUGUUGCCGGUCUCUUCAUCGCUUUUGUUUCAAGGAUCGGUAUGCUCUGGUCCAACAAUAACAUAGUGAUACUAACUUUCAUAACGAUAAUGGGCGUAUCCCGAAGUACCAUAACAGUGUUGGUUCCCGUCGUAGUUGCAGACACUGUAGGCCAGGAAAAAUUUACUUCCGCCAUUGGUAUGCUACUUAUGUUGUUUGGAAUCUUCAAUUGCACCGUGGGGCCAGUUAUUGGUGCCAUUCGAGAUUUGACCAAUAGUUAUUCUACUGCCUUCUACAUUAUAACGUCAUGUUUUGGUGUCAUAGUAAUAUCUUGGUCAAUAGAAUUACUUUACAAGAGGACAAUGCGCAACAAAAUGCUGAAAAAGGAAGCUCCAUUUAAAUCAUGACAAAGCACAAAAUUAAAUUAGAAUUAUCAAUAUAUUUAUAUAA
Molecule: messenger RNA, 1470 nt
Organism: Pararge aegeria (speckled wood butterfly)
Lineage: Eukaryota; Metazoa; Arthropoda; Insecta; Lepidoptera; Nymphalidae
Product: monocarboxylate transporter 13-like
Exons: 10
Coding region: 30-1427 (465 amino acids)
Biological process (GO): transmembrane transport; monocarboxylic acid transport
Molecular function (GO): monocarboxylic acid transmembrane transporter activity
Source: RefSeq, a predicted model, not a curated record